This is a messenger RNA of Schistosoma rodhaini, 300 nucleotides long. The record is from the annotation of a GenBank genome assembly. Lineage: Eukaryota; Metazoa; Platyhelminthes; Trematoda; Strigeidida; Schistosomatidae.
AUGAGCAAAGACUUUUUCGUUUAUCUGUUCCCAUCAUCAUCAUCAUCAUCAUCAUCAUCAUCAUCAUCAUCAUCAUCAUCAUCAUCAUCAUCAUCAUCAUCAUCAUCAUCAUCAUCAUCAUCAUCAUCAUCAUCAUCAUCAUCAUCAUCAUCAUCAUCAUCAUCAUCAUCAUCAUCAUCAUCAUCAUCAUCAUCAUCAUCAUCAUCAUCAUCAUCAUCAUCAUCAUCAUCAUCAUCAUCAUCAUCAUCAUCAUCAUCAUCAUCAUCAUCAUCAUCAAAUAUCAAUAAAAUCGAUCUGUAA